Molecule: messenger RNA, 1153 nt
Organism: Panicum virgatum (switchgrass)
Lineage: Eukaryota; Viridiplantae; Streptophyta; Magnoliopsida; Poales; Poaceae
Product: ESCRT-related protein CHMP1
Exons: 2
Coding region: 216-830 (204 amino acids)
Biological process (GO): protein transport; late endosome to vacuole transport; endosome transport via multivesicular body sorting pathway
Cellular component (GO): ESCRT III complex; multivesicular body
Source: RefSeq, a predicted model, not a curated record
AACCCCCAAACGGCCAAACCGCGUGCGUGGUCGUCGACUUCCCCGAUCAAAAUCGUAUCCAAUUCCCCGAUCGCUCCGGCAAAAUCCCCAUUCGCUCCCCUCCUCCCCACUCCUCGCCGCCGCAAAUCCCACCUCGAUCUGCCGCCGAUCUUCCCCAAACCCUCGCCGAAUCCCAGAUCCAGCCCAGCCCUCCAGACGCUCGCCCGCCGGCCGCCAUGGGGAACCCCGAGAAGCUGAUGAACCAGAUCUUCGACCUCAAGUUCACCUCCAAGUCGCUGCAGCGGCAGGCGCGCAAGUGCGAGAAGGAGGAGAAGGAGCAGAAGCUCAAGGUGAAGAAGGCGAUCGAGAAGGGCAACAUGGACGGCGCCCGCAUCUACGCCGAGAACGCCAUCCGCAAGCGCACCGAGCACAUGAACUACCUCCGCCUCGCCUCCCGCCUCGACGCCGUCGUGGCGCGCCUCGACACGCAGGCCAAGAUGCAGGUCAUCGGCAAGUCCAUGCAGUCCAUCGUCAAGUCGCUCGACUCCGCGCUCGCCACCGGGAACCUCCAGAAGAUGUCCGAGACCAUGGACAACUUCGAGCGCCAGUUCGUCAACAUGGAGGUCCAGGCCGAGUUCAUGGAGGGCGCCAUGGCCGGCUCCACCUCGCUCUCCACGCCCGAGACCGAGGUCAACAGCCUCAUGCAGCAGGUCGCCGACGACUAUGGCCUCGAGGUCUCCGUCGGCCUCCCGCAGGCCGCGGCGCACGCCAUCCCUGCUGCCAAGGAUAAGGAGAAGGUCGACGAGGACGACCUCUCUCGCCGCCUUGCUGAGCUCAAGGCCCGCGGCUGAGCACCUUUCAGGCUUUCAGCUUUUUCAGCUCUUUUGCAGAUGCCAUUCAUGCUAUGCUGCCGAGCGGCAAUUACCCAGUGUCACGUGGACUGCUACUCAUAUUUGGUAGAUUCGUAAAUACUGUGAUGCUUAAGCGUGUGUUGGCAUCGCCAUGUGGGGUCUGCGGACUUGAUGAAAACUUUGCUGUGUCAUAUUGUACUAUAAAAUCCGUAAUUUUCGGGCUUGCAAACAUUGUGGUUCCCCGUUGCUGUUUGGCCAGUCCAAAUCUCGUCUGAACAAAUAUUGAAAGCUGUCAAUACUUGGCAUCAGUUUGCCAUACCGCU